AUGGCCCAGAAUUGCGUCCCACUCACGGGCUCAACCGCGUGUCCAGCCUUCACCAAUGCGUCCAUCAGUACUGGCGCGAAUCUGACGGCGCUGUUCCCGUUUCUUUCCUUCGUAUCAGAUACACAGACAUUCGACGAUCGAUUACGGCAGUUCAUCGCCACCGAUUACGCAAAGCAAAAAUACCAACAGCUUAUAGGCUGUUCAAGCGUCAACCUAACUAAUACCACUGACAUCUACGCUCGGUAUACAACCAGCGUAUUGUGCAACGCCAUAGUGCAGAAUUCCAUCAACUCUUGUGGCCUUAACAAGAACAAUUCAAGACCGCUGUGUGCCGAUUCUUGUGCACAAUUUGCUAUUAGCGAGCAGGAAAUAACCGCGAGCCCUGAAUUAUGCGGCAGUUCGGGCUCAAACGCCAUCGAUCUAAUCAGAGCCGACUUCACUAAUUGUGCCCUGCCGGCUGAUUCGCUGAGCGGGUCCUGCAUCAGCGCAGUCGCAAAUGAACCAAACGACUGUGGCUACCAGUCGAAUCUCCAAGGCCUUUGUUCGUUCUGUGCGCAAAGUUCUCCCAAUGCGACAGACUCGUGUUGCGUCAACUCUGGUGUGGAGCAACGCUGCCAGGGUGUCCAUCUUCCUACGACCACGUCAAUGCCACCCCUUUUCCCCUCAUCCAGUUCCUCAGCAACACCAUCUGCAACACAUUCUGCAGGUGCUGGUGUAGCCAAGUCGUCCGGACUUUCGGGGGGUGCCAUUGCGGGGAUCGUCGUGGGUUCCCUUGUCGGUGCCGCUCUUAUUCUCGCCGGAGUCAUUUUCUGCUGCAUUCGAAUGAAAAACAAGAAACAGAGUCAGCACGGAAGCAUCUUGAACACGCCAUCUCCGACACGCGCCACCAUUCCCGGACCGCCACCAAUGGCCUACACCGAUGGCAACUCUCCGACGACUAUUCUUCCCGGAGCUCGCGUCGCACGCAUGUCAGCUCUGGAAGGCUCCAAUUCCUCAGGUCAUCACAGCACACGUGCAGGUGGUGCCCUGGGAGCGUACCGUGGGUCUCAUGAUGAUGCUUACGAGUCUCCAGAUUCAGGACGCAGCCAUCUGGGUGGAAAUCUGCCGAAACGCGACGGAUCACUAUCAAACCAUUCUGCUCUUACAGGUACCGAUAGCCACUCGUCGCCCCACUCAGGAUCUAAUCCCGAUCGAAAUUUCUCUUCUCCUGAAGGUGUUGCGUCAGGCCAGUCUGAGCAGCUACAAUUCUUCAAGGACUAUUACUCCCAGGAUGACAUUCAUCCAAAUGACACGGUGGCCACCCUGUGGGCUUAUCAAGCUCGCGCUAACGACGAAUUCGAACUUGAGCGAGGCGACAUGCUCAAGGUCGUUGGCAUUUGGGAUGAUGGUUGGGCGACAGGUGUGAAGCUGUCAGAGUCAGCCGAGCAGUGGGAAGCAAGAAGAAACCUGCAACGUGAUUCUGGUGUAAGCAACGGGAGCAGGCAGUCACGAACCGUUGAGGGUGAGAGCGAGAUCAAGGCGUUCCCGCUAGUGUGCGUGUGUCUACCACAGCACUGGCGGAAAACUAUAGAAGGAGACACAACGGACACAACGGGAGGAGGUAGUGGAGGUGAUAGACCGCCUCCCAGUCCAUAA
Messenger RNA from Lindgomyces ingoldianus, 1635 nucleotides. RefSeq lists its product as uncharacterized. NCBI's taxonomy places the organism in Eukaryota, Fungi, Ascomycota, Dothideomycetes, Pleosporales, Lindgomycetaceae. The transcript is spliced from 4 exons. The coding region runs from base 1 to 1635 and encodes 544 amino acids. Gene Ontology annotation, molecular function: protein binding. The record is from RefSeq and is a predicted model, not a curated record.